CUGUUUUAAAUUUCUGAAGGAUUUUUCAGACUAACAAUGAUGAAUUUCUUUCAAGUAUUGAUAUUAGUUGGAUUGGGGUUGCUGGAGAUCUGCUUAAGUGAAGACGGACACACAAAACAUGAUGGAAUGCAACCAAAGGAAGUGAACUAUAAGAAAUUUAUCGGUGAAAGACAGUAUGCAGUGCCAUUUAAAACUCGAAUUAGCCAGCCAUUCCAAGAAGGACAGACCAUUCAUGGAGUUGGCAUGAUAAAACCUGAUGCCAAGAGGAUUGAUAUUAAUUUCCACAAAGGUGCAGGUAAGGAUGUUGAUCUACCGCUACAUCUCAGUAUCCGAUUUGAUGAAGGAAAAAUGGUUUAUAAUUCAUACGUGGGCGGUAUUUGGAGCAGUAAGGAACAACGACUAAAAAAUCUUUUCAAGCCAAAUACAGAAAUGGAUAUUCGAAUUCGCAUUAUCAAUAGUAAAUAUCAAAUAUUUGCAAAUCGUGUGGAAGUGGGUACGUUCGAACAGCGAGUACCACUAGAUGGGGUGGAUCACGUAUCGAUUAAUGGUGAUUUGGUUAGUCUUCGAUUAUUCCACUACGGUGGUCGAGUAUUUCCGAUACCAUAUACCGCGGUCGCCGAAGUUGUCCCAGGAAAACGACUGGACAUUUCUUUAUUGCCAACCGGCCAACGAUUUAAUAUCAAUUUAUACAACAGUAAUCGACAGUAUGCAUUGCAAAUAUCCAUAAGAUUCAAUGAAGGUAGUGUGGUACGCAAUGCGAUGACGAAUAAUGCUUGGGGACGGGAAGAACGGGAAGGCGCGAUGCCGAUUGUCAAAGCGGAAAUUGCCGAUAUAACGAUUAUCAAUGAGAGAUACAGCUUCCAGAUUUUCUUCAACGGUGUUCGCUUUACGACAUUUGCGCACCGUGGCUCGCCAGAUGAUAUUAAAACUUUGGAAAUUGAUGGUGAAUGUGAAAUAUUUUCUGUCACAGUUAAUGAUGCAGUUGGUGUAUAAUAGAGUCUUCCAUCUAUAAUCUAUCUUUUACUCUCUCUUAUCAAACUCUGGUAGCGUUUAUCAUUUAUUUGAAGCAGCACUUCUUUUGACAUAUGUCCAUUUCAUAGUUUACCAUUUCUCUUGCAUUUUAAAAGCCAAGGCAUAUCCAUCAUGAUUUUUCUCAAUCAAUAGUACUGAAAACUAGAUGAAGCCAGUUUAUCACAUUUAGCUAGCAUGUUUUAAAACGAAAAAUUCUACUUUGAGACGAUUAAUUUCCUUACGUUUACCUUACAAAUAUUUUCAAUUCGUGCGGAUUUGACGUACAAGUUUAAAUUGCCUUUCCUUCAUGCAAAAAAGCGUAAAUUUUAUGUUCAACACGUGAAAAAAAGCGAUUACAUGUGACACACACACACACACACACACACAC
Molecule: messenger RNA, 1399 nt
Organism: Loa loa (African eye worm)
Lineage: Eukaryota; Metazoa; Nematoda; Chromadorea; Rhabditida; Onchocercidae
Product: galactoside-binding lectin family protein
Exons: 9
Coding region: 37-993 (318 amino acids)
Molecular function (GO): carbohydrate binding; galactoside binding
Source: RefSeq, a predicted model, not a curated record